This is a messenger RNA of Medioppia subpectinata, 636 nucleotides long. The record is from the annotation of a GenBank genome assembly. NCBI's taxonomy places the organism in Eukaryota, Metazoa, Arthropoda, Arachnida, Sarcoptiformes, Oppiidae.
AUGAAGAUCGAGUUGCCUUUGAUUCACAAUCCGAUUGUCGUUCGCAUCUUUGUGUUCAAUUGUCAAGACACAAUGUCCAAAGCAAUUAUGUUGUGCAUGGUCACUUUGAUCAUUUGCUGUGCAACUCGGUUUGUAUUUGGUAAAGGUGAAGUUUCAAAACAAUUGUGUGAUGCUGAGAAAAUAGACACCGAUAAGGCGGCCAAAGUAGAUAAGAUCUUACAGAAAGAGUGUCUAGAAAAGGCCGAUGAUAUGAGCAAGUUUAAAAAAGGAACAUUUUGCGAUCAUAAUAGAACGGACACCAAUAUUGUUACCAAGGUAGUUGAAUGUUGGAACAGUUUCAAAAAUUCCGGCACGGUUGAAAUGAAAACACUUUUUGAAAAAGCCAAUAAAGCCAUGGACAAAGAGUGUUUGGCAAAGGCGGGAGAUAUAAGUGGGUUCAAAAAAGUGGAUUUGACCAAGGCCAAUUUGAAACAAAUAUUAAUUAACUUUUGCGAUGAAAAUUUUGGUAAAUGUGUUGAUGCGCUUUUGAAAUCCGAUAAAAAGUUGCAAGAUGAAUUAACGAAACAUGAAAAGUCGACAGAUAAGAAAGAUUCUGAUCAAUUAGAGAAAUGUUACACAAAUGCUAUCAAGAAAUAA